Messenger RNA from Capsicum annuum, 416 nucleotides. Its product is annotated as cytochrome P450 72A397-like. Lineage: Eukaryota; Viridiplantae; Streptophyta; Magnoliopsida; Solanales; Solanaceae. The annotation marks the transcript as partial. The record is from RefSeq and is a predicted model, not a curated record. The transcript has 2 exons. Gene Ontology annotation, molecular function: oxidoreductase activity, acting on paired donors, with incorporation or reduction of molecular oxygen; heme binding; iron ion binding.
AUGGACCCUGAGCUUAUAAAGGAAGUAUUCAGCAAAAACUAUCUUUAUCAAAAGCCUCAUUCAAAUCCAUUAGCCAAGUUACUGGCACAAGGACUUGUAAGCCAGGAGGGAGACAAAUGGGCCAAACACAGUAAAAUUAUCAAUCUCGCCUUCCAUCUGGAUAAGCUAAAGCACAUGCUUCCAGCUUUUUGCUUGAGUUGUACCGAGAUGAUAAGCAAAUGGGAAAACACUGUUUCAGUUGAAGGCCCACACGAGAUAGAUGUAUGGCCUCACCUUCAACAAUUGACUAGUGAUGUGAUUUCUCGGACAGCUUUUGGCAGUAGCUAUGAAGAAGGUAGAAGAAUAUUUGAACUUCGAAAGGAACAAGCUCAGCAUUUCAUGGAAGUUAUACGAUCGGUUUAUAUCCCGGGGUGGAG